Molecule: messenger RNA, 1398 nt
Organism: Trichoderma virens Gv29-8
Lineage: Eukaryota; Fungi; Ascomycota; Sordariomycetes; Hypocreales; Hypocreaceae
Exons: 4
Coding region: 1-1398 (465 amino acids)
Biological process (GO): regulation of DNA-templated transcription
Molecular function (GO): DNA-binding transcription factor activity, RNA polymerase II-specific; zinc ion binding
Source: RefSeq, a predicted model, not a curated record
AUGGUAGGAGUUGCGGGACGAUCCAGAGCUUGCGAUGAGUGCCGGCGUCGACGGAUAAAAUGCGAUCUCACAACUCCACACUGUAAGCGGUGCCUCAAAGCAGGGCUGCAAUGCGGAGGUUCCCGGGGCCUCAGUAUUCUUCAAUAUGAUGGCCAGAGCGGACGAGCAGUUUCAUCUAAUAUAGCCAGCCACCCGAGUAAUAUGAAUCCAGCAGCCCCUGGGAGCAUAUACAGGCCUCAGAUAUCCCACGAUCAAAUAUUCGUCACAUACACAAUCUCUCAACUUCUAAAAGGCGGUGGCGAUGCGAAUUCGAUACCUGGAAGCAGCGGAGGGCUGGCCAAGCAGUGUUUGGUUGCGCUCUCGACCACCUACUUUGGCAUUGCACACAUGGAGCAGGAGAUUUUGAGGAGUGGCAUGUCCAAGUAUGGAAGAUCGUUGCGGAAGCUAAAUCAGAUGUUGGGUGAUCAAAAUGCUAGUCGUACGUUAGAUGUGCUAGAGGCCAUAAUGAUCAUGGCGCUGUUCGAGUAUCUCAUCAGCGAUCUCGAAGCUGGAUGGUUGCAACAUUCGCAGGGCCUUGAGAGGCUUUUGGAGAUCAGAGGACCGGAAUCUAUGGCAUCACUUCCUUGUCUGACAAUAUUAGAAAGUGUUCGCCUGUCCAUCAUCUUUUCGGCAAUCCUGUUGCGUCAAAACACUAUUCUUGCGUCUUCAGACUGGAAGAGUCUCCCAUGGGCGAAUUAUACAGGACGCAAAGAUGCAAUGCAGCUUUUGAUUGAUAUUCUUGCGGACUGUCCGGAGCUUUUCGUGUUACUGGAGUCUCUUCCUGCCAACUCGGCCCCCCGCGAGAGGCGUUCUGCUCUGCACCAUCUUGAGGAGAAAGCCUGCAAUACUCUGGACAAUCUUCAUACGUGGAAGCAAAGUACAUUUACAAACCCAUGGACUGAAGUGCCCUCGCCUUCCUCAACACCAAAAACUGUAGACUUGGAAGGACUGUCAACGCCCACCUGGCAAACGGUCUAUCAUUUUGAGUCCCUCUACCAGGCUAAUAUCGUGAGCCUUUAUCAUAGUGCGAUUAUUCUUGUACUACGACUUUGCCUUGGCAUUCAACUAGAGUUGAAUGAAGAAAGGUGUGAGGAAACGCGGGCCUCCAUAAACAAGGCCGGAAUCGCAAUAUGUCGCAGUAUGGACUACCACAUGGAGAAAAGGGGAGAUGAUAUUGGCAGCCUCUUUAUAUUAUUCCCUCUACGAAUGGCCUUUGAUGCCGUGGGAACUGAAUGUGUGGAGAUUGGAUCAUGGCUCAAGGCAAUAUUGCAAACAAUCUAUUCGGGCUCAGCCGGCAGAUGGGCAACUGCACGAUAUUUGCUUGACAUCCAACCUUCGAACCACCUAGCACCAGCAUAG